AUGAGUUCUAAAAUGGGAAAUAAUGUUAAAGUUGCCGGAGUAGAGACCAAUGUCAAUGCUUUGGAAGGGGACAGACAUAUAAAAUCCAGCGAUGGCGCUCAGGGCAGUGGAAGCUUUGGUAUGGCCAGCGAUAGAGCCGCGGGUGAUCAAGUCGAUGGAGAGAUUUUGGAACAUGCCAUUGAAAACUUGGAGACCAAAGAUAAAAAGUGGUGGGCUUAUUUGCUUACAAGAGACUUCUGGAUUGUCUUAAUUCUUGGACAAAUUCUUUCACUUUGCAUCACGGCUACCAAUACAUUCAGUACACUCCUUGCGAAUAAGGGAACCUCGAUCCCAGCCUUUCAGACUCUCUUCAAUUACAUCGUGCUGUGCGCUAUCUACACGACUUAUACCAUCUACAAGUAUGGAUGGAGAGAUUAUUUCAAGCUUCUCUGGGUAGAUGGCUGGAAGUAUGUCAUCUUGUCUUUCAUGGAUGUUGAGGGAAAUUAUUUCACAGUUUUGGCUUAUCGAUGGACCAAUGUCCUCAGCGCUCAACUCAUCAACUUUUGGUCCAUCGUUUGCGUUGUAAUCGUCUCGUUCAUAUUCCUCGGUGUUCGAUACAAGUGGCUCCAAGUCAUUUCCAUUCUCGUUUGCUGUGGUGGUAUGGGUAUUCUUCUUGCAUCUGAUCAUAUCACUGGUUCCAAUGGAGGCAACCCACCUACCAUGUUGAAGGGUGAUCUUUUUGCAUUAGCAGGCGCUACCCUCUACGGUCUUUCAAACGUUUUCGAAGAAUGGUUCGUUUCUAAACGGCCUAUGUACGAAGUCCUAGGCAUGCUUGGUCUCUUCGGUAUCAUCAUCAACGGUAUCACAGCUGCCAUAUUUGAUCGUCACUCUUUCCAAAACGCCGUCUGGGACGGCCAAGUCGGAGGUUAUAUUGUUGGAUACACACUCGCUCUUGCACUUUUCUAUACCCUAGCUCCUAUUAUCCUACGAAUGGCAUCUGCGGCAUUCUUCGACAUCUCGCUUCUCACGGCCAAUUUCUGGGGUGUGGUUAUUGGUAUCAAUGUUUUCGGAUACACCAUCUACUAUUUGUAUCCAAUUGCAUUUGUGUUAAUUAUCCUAGGAUUGUUUGUCUAUUUCCUUUCGGGAAGCAUGUUGGGAGAUGCGGUCAAACCAUGGUUGGGCAAAGAUCAACAGGCUGGUGUUGCGGGUGUAGGAACGGCAAAGUUAAAGGCUAUUAAUGAAGCGAAGAGAGAGGGUCUACUUAAUUCUGGGCAGGGAAUGGCUUGA
Molecule: messenger RNA, 1266 nt
Organism: Botrytis sinoallii
Lineage: Eukaryota; Fungi; Ascomycota; Leotiomycetes; Helotiales; Sclerotiniaceae
Exons: 3
Coding region: 1-1266 (421 amino acids)
Biological process (GO): transmembrane transport
Cellular component (GO): membrane
Molecular function (GO): transmembrane transporter activity
Source: RefSeq, a predicted model, not a curated record